CGACCUUUCCCACUUUCUCUUUUGGCAAAGCCCACCGCGCCAAAGCUUCUUCUCCGCCACAAAAACCCUCGUGUAGGGUUAGCGUUAGGGUAGGGUGUUUUUUGCUCGUUAGUAAAACCGUUUUUGCUUGGGGCUGUGGUUUCUUUGUGGUUCUUGAAGUGUUCUCUGGGGUUCUCUGUGGAAUUUCGAAUUGUUGUGUCUGGAUCUGGAUCUGUGAGGUUCACCGAUGGAUACUCGUAAGAGAGGGAGGACUGAAGCUGGGUUGAACGCUAAUGGCGGCUUCAAAAAGUCCAAGCAAGAAAUGGACUCAACUGGUGUAGGAAGCAAAUCGAAGCCAUGCACCAAGUUUUUCAGCACUGCCGGCUGUCCCUUUGGUGAGAGCUGCCACUUUCUGCAUUUUGUUCCCGGUGGUUAUAAUGCUGUGGCCCAGAUGAUGAAUCUUGCCCCGGCCGUUCCUUCAGCAUCUAGAAACAUGUCUGGGCCACCAGCCACCCCUAAUGGCUCUACACCUUCAGUUAAAACUCGCUUGUGCAACAAGUAUAAUACUGCUGAAGGCUGCAAAUUUGGUGACAAAUGCUAUUUCGCUCAUAAUGAGUGGGAACUUGGUAAGCCUAUCGCUCCAUCCCAUGAGGAUCCGCGUGCCAUGGGACAUAUGCAAGGCCGAAUGGGUGCUCGUAUGGAGCCACCCCCACCAGGCCCUGCUGCUAGCUUUGGUGCCUCAGCUACUGCAAAAAUCAGUGUUGAUGCUUCGCUUGCUGGAGCCAUCAUCGGGAAGGGCGGUGUGAAUUCCAAGCAGAUAUGUCGGCAGACAGGAGCCAAGCUUUCAAUUCGAGAACACGAGUCUGAUCCUAAUCUAAGGAACAUUGAACUUGAGGGGACUUUUGAACAGAUCAAGGAAGCAAGUGCCAUGGUGAGACAGCUAAUCGUGACCGUUUCAGUCUCUGGCCCUCCAAAAUCCCAUGGAAUGCCUGGGGCAGCGGCUUCACCAGGAAGCAACUAUAAGACUAAGCUGUGUGAAAAUUUUACUAAAGGAUCCUGCACUUUUGGAGAAAGAUGUCACUUUGCUCAUGGUGGUGCUGAAUUGCGUAAGGCAGGAGUUUGAAGACUUAGUUUGUGGUUUUCCCUUUAGUAGUUCAUGGAAUUUUAGCUGUUAUGCAGUGUUGUAUUAGUGGGAGGUCUGUUUUGAAUUGUCGUUAUUGAAUGCAACAUAGUGGAUUUGAUGAGGUUAUGACAUCUGAAUUUUUGGGAUU
This is a messenger RNA of Corylus avellana, 1250 nucleotides long. Its product is annotated as zinc finger CCCH domain-containing protein 14. Lineage: Eukaryota; Viridiplantae; Streptophyta; Magnoliopsida; Fagales; Betulaceae. Gene Ontology annotation, molecular function: metal ion binding; mRNA binding. The record is from RefSeq and is a predicted model, not a curated record.